ACGUUCCAACCUCCUCUCCUAGGCCCUUCUUCAACUCGACCGCGUUGUCGUCUCUCUCUCCUUGUCAGUGUCUCUGCCUCUCCUUCCUCUCAUCUUCCUUGAGCUCAUUCUCCUACAAACCACCACCACCAUGGUGCUGCUCGCCGCGCUCUUCUUGUCCCUCGUCCUCCUCGUUUCCCUCGCCAACGUGCUCCUCCUCCGCUUGCCCCCCAAGAAGCUCCCCGCCCUCCUCAGGACCCUCUUCGCCCAGCCGCCGCCCCCGGCGGCACCAGGCAAGGUGGACGGCGGCCCGCCGCCGCCGCCGCCGCCGCAGAAGCAGCAGCAGAAGAAGAAGGAGCGGCGGGGCGUGAGCGCGGAGCUGAGAAGGGUGUUCGCCACGUUCGACAAGAACGGGGACGGGCUCAUCACCAGGGAGGAGCUGAGGGAGUCCCUCAGGGGACUCCAGAUCUCCGUGUCGGACGAGGAGGUGGAGGAGGCGGUGGCCGGGUCUGAUGCUAAUGGCGACGGCCGCAUCGACCUCGACGAGUUCUGCGGCCUCCUGGAGUCCAUGUCCGCCGUCGGGAGCGCCGUCGGCAGCAGCAGCAGCGAUCGGAGCCUGGGCGAUGGGGAGUGCGGCGGGGAGGAGGCGGAGCUGAAGGAGGCGUUCGACGUGUUCGACAGGAACGGGGACGGGGUGAUCACGGUGGAGGAGCUGGAAGGGGUGCUGUCGUCGCUGGGGAUGAGCGAAGGGAAGAGGGCGAAGGCGUGCGAGGAGAUGAUCAGGAAGGUGGACGUGGACGGGGACGGGAUGGUCAACUUCGACGAGUUCAAGCGGAUGAUGAGGGGCGGCCAAGCGCUUCUCGUCUCUGCAUAACGUCAUGCAAGAAUACCUAAGGGAAUGGCGCACGCUGUAUAGGCAACGAAUAAAACCCUAGGACAGCAGUAGUUACUAUCAGUGUCGAUGGAGGAGUGUUUCUUGCAAGGAUCGGAUGUCCGAGAACCGGUGUCCGUCGCAACUGUAACAUCAAAGGUCCAGGUAGAGUUUCGUCAGUGUUUUCUCGAGGGAUUCCGGUGGCCACCGAGGCAUCGCCGGAGGAGCCUCGAGGGUGUUAGGUAAUAGUAAUAGAUACGUAAAUCUAUUUACUAUAAUGGGUCACUUGUUCAUCAAGGAAUGUCUUGCGGUGUUGUAUAUCUUUGUUCUUUCUUUCUUUCUUUCUCGGGUUUAGCUUAGAAAUUUAGUAGAAAUCAAUAGACGUUGCGUUGAUCGGAAGAACGGUGGUUCUGUGGUCAGAAUAGAAUCGGGGGGUGUUAUGGGGUAGGGCCAGGAUUUGACUCCCGGAUGGCACGGGAGUUUGAUUUGUUCCUCCUUAUUUUUUGUCCUUUUUAUGCACGGACCGGGUCAAGUGCAUGACCGGUCAAAUGUAGUUCGUAGACGAUUUCGCGUCGUCUUCAGUUUCGACCAUUUCAUUCUCAGAUUUUUAUAUAACUUGACAUAUGGAAAAGUA
Molecule: messenger RNA, 1484 nt
Organism: Eucalyptus grandis
Lineage: Eukaryota; Viridiplantae; Streptophyta; Magnoliopsida; Myrtales; Myrtaceae
Product: calmodulin-like protein 7
Exons: 1
Coding region: 131-853 (240 amino acids)
Molecular function (GO): calcium ion binding
Source: RefSeq, a predicted model, not a curated record